Messenger RNA from Aspergillus oryzae RIB40, 1044 nucleotides. RefSeq lists its product as uncharacterized. Lineage: Eukaryota; Fungi; Ascomycota; Eurotiomycetes; Eurotiales; Aspergillaceae. Bases 1 to 1044 code for a protein of 347 amino acids. Gene Ontology annotation, biological process: regulation of transcription by RNA polymerase II. The transcript is spliced from 2 exons. The record is from RefSeq and is a predicted model, not a curated record. Gene Ontology annotation, molecular function: DNA-binding transcription activator activity, RNA polymerase II-specific.
AUGCGCCCCAAGCCUAAUAAUGUCCACAGCCUCCUUCUGAGCGGACAAUCGCCUAGAGCAAACUCUUUUCCAGAAGCGUGCACUGCAAUUGGGUUUUCUGAAUUGUGUCUAUUGGAUCUGGAGCUCAUGCAUCACUUCACGACUAAUACAUGCAUGAUGGGCCCCCACGUGUUGGAUCCGUCUGUAUUCAGGGACGAGUCGCCACGUCUUGGCCUCCGGUACCCGUACCUUCUACAUCAGCUCCUCGCCCUGUCGGCAUUCCAUUGUGCCUAUCUACGGACAGAAUUGCGCGAGAAGUACCUGUUUCACGGCUCAAAGCACCAAGCUCAUGCCAUCGCCGGCAUGCGAUUAGCCCUUACAGGAAAGAUGACCGAGGAGACCAGUUUCGCCCUGUUCAUGACCUCAGCUCUGCUCAUGACAAGCAGCUUUGCUUCACAUCUGAAGUAUCCACACAACGAGGCGAAGCCGCCGCUGGCAGGAAUGCUCGAAAUAAUGGCGCUAGUACGAGGGUUGUCCGCAAUCAAGACUACCACCCAUGCCGAAUUGCAGUUCAAUGUCUUGGAUAAGCUAAAACAUCACAGCGGCUCUCCGCCCUGCUGGAAAGCACUCGAUCUAUUCAAGACGCAGCUUACUAUCCUUCAGUCUCGAAUUUCUAAUCUGACUAAUAUCGAUAAUGCCAUCUUGGCUCUAUUAAACAAAGGUGCACAGUCGAUGCUAGACUGCGCAGCAAUGCCGGCCACUACGAUGACGGGCGAGCUACACGUUGUGUUCACGUGGCUGAGCAUACUGCCUGGGGACUUUUUUAAUUUGAUGCAGGCGCAGCACCCCGGGGCGAUGGUGGUGCUACUGUAUUAUGUAGUCGCGCUGCAGGAAGUUGAGACGCAAUGCUGGGUGUUAGAAGGCUGGAGCGCGCAGCUAACAUCGAAUAUCGUGGAUAUACUCUUCCCACCUUGGACUGGGCUGGCACAAUGGGCUAUGAGCAUGAACUUAGAUUGUCAAAGCACAGAAUCCCGCCAGCUCAGCUAUGCUGAUGCCCCCUCUUGA